AUGAUAGUUGUGAGUGAAGAAACUCAUCAAGGCGCUGUGAAAAUAAAUGAAAAGAGAAUAGAAAAUGGCCUAAAGCCUUUGGAUACGCACGUGAUAAGUCUAGCUCAAGAUAUGCAUCCCCUGAAAUCUGAAGAAGAAGAGCAGAAAGUCAGCUCCAGCAAUUUGAGGAUGAGGUUGCUAGGCACCCUCCUAAAACCCCCUAAGCCUAAUCCCAACAUUCCCGAUUGGCCGUAUGUUAUAGGAUUAGCGGGUGGUAUUGCCAGUGGAAAAAGUAGUAUUGCUGAGAAAUUAAUAAAAAAAGGCGCUGGUCUGGUGAACUGUGAUAUAAUUGCCCAUGAACUAUAUAAGCCAGGUUUGCCGUUGAAUAAAACAUUGGCGGAGGCCUUUGGAACGCGUAUCCUUAACAGUAGUGGGGAAAUCGACCGCAAGAUACUCGGCCAAAUCGUCUUCAGUAAUAAGGAUCAAUUGGAAAAGUUGAACAGUCUAGUGUGGCCCGCUGUGAUCAAUGAAGCUGAGAGACAAGUCCGUGAGCUGGGAGAUAAGGGUCAUACGGUGGUGGUGAUAGAAGCCGCGGUGAUGGUGCGAGCUAAAUGGUACACCAGGUGUCACCAACUUUGGGCUGUCAUAAUACCGCCCGCCGAGGUUAGUACAAUUACCAGUAAAAAUGAUGAGAUGUAG
Molecule: messenger RNA, 678 nt
Organism: Diatraea saccharalis (sugarcane borer)
Lineage: Eukaryota; Metazoa; Arthropoda; Insecta; Lepidoptera; Crambidae
Source: the annotation of a GenBank genome assembly